Messenger RNA from Scleropages formosus (Asian bonytongue), 2305 nucleotides. RefSeq names its product cell division cycle 37 homolog (S. cerevisiae) (gene cdc37). The transcript has 8 exons. NCBI's taxonomy places the organism in Eukaryota, Metazoa, Chordata, Actinopteri, Osteoglossiformes, Osteoglossidae. Gene Ontology annotation, cellular component: cytoplasm. Gene Ontology annotation, molecular function: protein-folding chaperone binding; protein kinase binding; heat shock protein binding. The record is from RefSeq and is a predicted model, not a curated record. Gene Ontology annotation, biological process: protein folding; protein stabilization. The coding region runs from base 239 to 1357 and encodes 372 amino acids.
GCAGCGCCUUACGUCGGUCACGUGAUGCUGGGCAGCCUUACGUCCCUGCAAACGCUAGUUCUGGAUGGUUCUUUCCUCUGUUGAAAGCGCGUUUCCCGGCUAAGGCAGUUAAACUGUCACAGCUGCGCAUUAAUAAAACAGAUAACUCUCCCCGUUUUUUUAUUUUAAAGUUUAAUGCUUCUGGACAGCUGAAUUCCUUUCUUAAAAAAGCUUUCAACGAGCAAAGGGGAACAGGGAGAUGACGACGAUAGACUACAGCGUGUGGGACCACAUCGAAGUUUCGGACGACGAGGAUGAUACACACCCGAACAUCGACACUCCGAGCCUGUUCAGAUGGAGACAUCAGGCUCGCGUGGAGCGGAUGGAGCAGUUCCAAAAGAAAGGCGAAGAGCUGGAAAAGGGGCUGGCAGAGUGCCGGCGCAAGCUGGCUGAGGUGCAGAAGAAGAUUCGCGAGCUGGAGUGCUCUUCAGCACCCAAGGAGGAGGUGAGCCUGGCCCAGGUGGAGGAAAAGCAACUGAAGAAGGAGGAGAAGGACUGGGAGAAGAAAAUUGAGGCGCAUCGGCGUGAGGAGAAAAAGAUGCCUUGGAAUGUGGACACACUUAGCAAGGAUGGCUUCAGCAAGAGCAUCAUGAACAUCAAACCUGAACCAAAAGAAGAGACAGAGGAAGAGAAAGAGCAGAAGCACAAGACCUUUGUGGAGAAGUAUGAGAAGGAAAUCAAGCAUUUUGGGAUGCUGCGACGGUGGGAUGACAGUCAGAAGUACCUGUCGGACCAUCCCUCUUUGGUGUGUGAGGAAACGGCCAACUAUCUGGUCAUCAUGUGCAUCGAUCUGGAAGUGGGAGAGAAACAUGCCCUGAUGGAGCAGGUUGCCCACCAGACCAUUGUCAUGCAGUUCAUCCUAGAGCUGGCCAAGAGCCUGAAAGUGGACCCUCGUGGAUGCUUCCGCCAGUUCUUUGCGAAGAUCAAGAUGGCAGACCAGCAGUACCAGGAUGCUUUCAAUGAUGAGCUGGAGGCAUUUAAGGAGCGUGUGCGUGGGCGGGCCAAGAUCCGCAUUGAGAAAGCCAUGAAGGAGUAUGAGGAGGAAGAGAGACAGAAGCGCUUGGGGCCAGGGGGAUUGGACCCUGUGGAGGUGUAUGAAUUGCUGCCUGAGGAGAUGAAGAAGUGUUUUGAUGAGAAGAAUGUUCAGAUGUUGCAGGAUGUCAUCAGUAAGAUGGACCCUACGGAGGCCAAGGCCCACAUGCAGAGGUGCAUUGAUUCAGGGCUUUGGGUCCCCAACGCACGGACAGAAGAAGGUGGUGAAAAGGACACUGAAACGGAGUAUGAGGAGCUCCCAAAAGAACCUGAGAAAAAAGACUAAUUCUCACAUGACUGAGCUUUGCUUUGAAUACAGUCGCUGUUGCUGUUAUGGGUAUUAUAUACAUAUAUUUUUCAUAGUCUUUUAAAGUUGUUUCCCUUAGUAAACUUAGGUUACUUUGCACUCUUUCUUUAAAAUACUUUUUCCCCCCUUGUCCUGCUGGGUGUGUAGCUUCAUGCCUCAGUAUCAGUAGACAUCCCAGUGGUGUCUGUUUCAUUGACCCUGUUUGUGUUCAUACCUUGAAAAUGUCUUUGGAACACUGCUGAAGGGGGUGGGAAGAAGAGAAAAGUUAAAUGAAAGAAUAAGCACUAUUUAUAAGCUGUAGUGCAGCACUCAAUUAGGUGGAGAAAAUGUGCUCAUUAUUGUGCAGUAAUUACUUGCCCAGUACAUUUUUUUGGGUCUGUCUUGUCAAUUGAAUAGUUGGGGUAAAUUCCCAGCUCUAAUAAUGUUGAGACUUUUCUUGUAAUGCAUCAUCUCCCUACUUGACAUGGAGAAAGGCUCCUGGGAGUUCCAGUUGACAGAAGGAUGAACUGGUUUGAGUCUCACCAUCCCAAGCAUGCCAGCAAGCCGGUUAAUGAUCAGCCUGUGGCAAAGCAUUGGCUUCACACUCUCACCUUUUUGGAGGCAAAUGCUGCAGACAUCUUCCCAGGAAUAUUUGGAGGUCCCUAAUGCUUAAGCAGGAUAUACCUAACAUGUCCUAGUAGAUUAACAUGACUACUCUAAGGAGUAGGAUUCUGUCUGAUGAAGCCAUACUCACCAGGUGAAAAUAUCUUCAUGACAACACCAGAAAGGGUUAAUUACUUUUUUGGAAAGUGAAUCACAAAUAUUUGCAAAUUUUCUUUACAUUUUUAUUUAAGUUGCCUGGCACGUGCAAAAUUGUUAAUCGGUUGAAUUUCAGCUCUGGGGAAAGGAAGGUCAAUGUCUGCCAAUAAAAGAUUGAGUGGAAUUGUU